CAUCAUCUGCAGAUAUGGAAGAUCGUUAACAUCUUCCACAUACCCGAAGUACUUCACAUUCACUGAGCGCGCGCUGCAGAGAAGAUCCUCAUGACUCAAGCGCCUCCAUAAUCGCAAAAGAAUUGAAAGAGAUUCAGAUUCAUGUGACCAUGUUAAUGGCGUCACUGAUUGCAGCUCCCGCACUUUUGUGUUCUUUCUCUGUCAAUAAACUGCCGGUCUUUUCCUUUUCUUCUGCAAAUUCAUACCCCCAAAACCCAAAUCUCGGCUUCUCCACUUGCGUUUGUCAACUGAGUGUCGCUCCCUGUUCUCAAUGGAGUGGACUGAAGGAUCUGGGUGUCUCAAUCAGUCCGAAGCUUACCAAAAAGGAGAGAAGGCGGAGGUGUAAAGGAAUGACGGUUCAGGCAUCUCUGUUUGGAGUUGGAGCUCCCGAGGCUCUGGUAAUUGGGGUCGUAGCUUUACUGGUUUUUGGUCCCAGAGGUCUUGCUGAGGUGGCUCGGAACCUGGGUAAGACCUUACGUGCAUUUCAACCCACAAUUAGAGAGCUUCAGGAUGUGUCAAGGGAAUUCAAAAGCAGCCUGGAGCGAGAGAUUGGUCUCGACGACAUUUCAGGUUCAGCACAAAAUACAUAUGGUUCCAACAAAGAAAAAGCUACCUCAACUCCUCCAUCUGUUCCCAACGGAAAGAAGUCUCCUGCCAUGUCUGACCCCAAUGGUAUUCCAUCCCCUAACAGAGCAUACGCCAGUGAAGAAUACUUGAAAAUCGCAGAGGAGCAGUUAAAAGCAACUGCUGCCCAACAGCAUCAGCUAAGCCCUCCUGGAGAAACCCAGUUGGAACCUAAAAGUCAGCCUCAAGUGACCAUUGAAGAAGCUACAAGUGCUGUGCCUCCACCCCAAAAGCCUGAAAGUGAGAGAUGAAAUCGCAAAAGAAAAAUCAUCCAAUUUUCAGAAACCUGGACACGAAACUGCUUAGACCAGGAACCUCACCGAAAUGCUGCAAGAAAAUAAUUCUUUUCACCUUUUGAGAGUCUAGGGUAGUUGCAAAGGAAUUAUUAUGUAUGAAGAGGAUGUCUGAUGUAGCAUAUAGGUUUUGUAUGAAGCCAGCAAAUGCAGUUUUCUCAAAUUUAUGUUACUUUUCUAGACUUGUACGAGUGUUAUCAUUAAUUUUACUACUUGGGUUGGGGUUUGUAAGAAAUUCUGAAGUAUUGUUUGGAAGUAAGUUUAUUGGUGAA
Molecule: messenger RNA, 1228 nt
Organism: Tripterygium wilfordii
Lineage: Eukaryota; Viridiplantae; Streptophyta; Magnoliopsida; Celastrales; Celastraceae
Product: sec-independent protein translocase protein TATB, chloroplastic-like
Exons: 6
Coding region: 150-914 (254 amino acids)
Biological process (GO): protein transport
Source: RefSeq, a predicted model, not a curated record